Molecule: messenger RNA, 1701 nt
Organism: Australozyma saopauloensis
Lineage: Eukaryota; Fungi; Ascomycota; Pichiomycetes; Serinales; Metschnikowiaceae
Gene: CMP1
Product: calcineurin catalytic subunit A
Exons: 1
Coding region: 1-1701 (566 amino acids)
Biological process (GO): fungal-type cell wall organization; calcineurin-mediated signaling
Cellular component (GO): cytoplasm; calcineurin complex
Molecular function (GO): calmodulin-dependent protein phosphatase activity; calmodulin binding
Source: RefSeq, a predicted model, not a curated record
AUGCCUCAGGACGCACAGGAGAACCGGAAACAGCUCAAAAACGCCUUUGACGCUAUCAAUAAACCGCUGCAGGCGGUCGAACGAGACUUCAGGAUAUACACGACCGAGGAUGGCACCCAGAUCAAUACCACAGACCGUGUAGUUUCUUCGGUCAAGCCGCCUGCUACAUUCAAUCCCUUAGACGAAGAGGUGUUCUUGCCCAAUGGUCUUCCGAACUGUGAGUUCCUCAAACAACACUUUUUCGAUGAGGGUAGGCUACAGGAGCAUCAGGCCCUUCGAAUUCUUGAAAAUGCCACCAAGCUCUUGGCGUCAGAGCCUACUCUAUUGACAGUGCCUGCGCCAGUGACGGUGUGUGGAGAUAUCCACGGACAGUACUAUGACUUGAUGAAAUUAUUUGAGGUGGGAGGCGAUCCGGCAGAGACGUCAUACUUAUUUUUGGGUGACUACGUAGACCGUGGUUCAUUUUCCAUUGAGUGCUUACUAUACCUCUACUCGUUGAAACUCACCUAUCCUAGGCUGUUCUUCAUGCUCAGAGGCAACCACGAAUGUAAACAUUUGACCGACUACUUUACAUUCCGCUCUGAAUGCUUGCAUAAAUACUCCCUUACAGUAUACGAGGGUUCGCUCAAAUCGUUUAAUGCCUUGCCGUUGGCGGCCAUUAUGAACAACCAAUUCUUCUGUGUUCAUGGUGGUCUUUCGCCUGACCUCAAGACUCUAGACGACGUAAGAAAUAUUGACCGCUUCCGCGAGCCCCCUACGAAGGGUAUCAUGUGUGAUUUGCUCUGGGCUGACCCUAUUGAAGACUAUGACGAUGAUGCUGAGGACAGGCCAUAUCUCAGAAAUACUGUCAGAGGUUGUUCUUAUGCAUUUACCUUUAAAGCAAGCUCCCAGUUUCUCGAACGAACAGGUUUGCUCUCGAUUAUUCGCGCACAUGAAGCACAAGACACGGGGUAUAGGAUGUACAAGCGGUCCAAAACCACUGGGUUUCCGUCCUUAUUAACAAUGUUUAGUGCUCCGAACUACUUGGACAAUUACAACAACAAGGCCGCUGUUCUCAAAUAUGAAAACAACGUCAUGAACAUUCGUCAAUUCAAUAGCUCUCCACAUCCAUACUGGCUUCCACAUUUUAUGGAUGUAUUCACUUGGUCACUUCCUUUCGUAGGAGAGAAAGUCACAGAUAUGUUGAUGUCCAUUCUCAACAUCUGUACGGAAGAGGAGCUUGAUGAAGAGACUGCCAUCGCGCAAACAGAAGACACUCCACAGCUGUCUCCACUACAGUCGUCAUUCACAUUGCCUGAGGCAGUAAUCGGCCAGGUCCCAACGAUACCAGAGGAAGAGCCAGAGCUCACUUUGGAAAAUAAGAAACAGGCAUUGCGAAACAAGGUUCUCGCUAUCGGUCGGGUGGCAAGAAUGUAUCAGCUUCUCAGAGAGGAGUCAGAGCAGGUUGCACAUUUGAAGAGUCUCAACUCAGGCGAGUUACCAAAAGGUCUGUUAAUGAAUGGUAGACAGGGCUUGCAAAAUGCCAUCACCUCUUUUGAGCAGGCGAAGAAACAGGAUUUGGUGAACGAGGCUCUUCCUCCAAGUGAAGAAGAACUUAGGAAGAUCGACGAGCAAAGGAAACGGAAGAUUCGGAGCGAGAUUGGGAACGACGACAAAUACAACUCCGCUAUCCUGAAGCUUAUGCGCAAGUUCACCAGUUGA